Messenger RNA from Lycium ferocissimum, 1743 nucleotides. RefSeq names its product F-box protein CPR1-like. Gene Ontology annotation, molecular function: protein binding. Bases 1 to 1347 code for a protein of 448 amino acids. The transcript is spliced from 3 exons. The record is from RefSeq and is a predicted model, not a curated record. NCBI's taxonomy places the organism in Eukaryota, Viridiplantae, Streptophyta, Magnoliopsida, Solanales, Solanaceae.
AUGUUACCAGAGAAGAAGAAGAAGUCGAAUGGGCAUGAGGGAAAAUUAGCAAAUAGAGAAGCUAAACCUCAACAGAAGAAGAAGAGUAAAUCGACUUCAAAUAUUGAAAAGGGUAAUCUUUUCAAUCAAAUUACAAUUAGCAAUGGAGAAGAAGCAAGUCAAGAGGUUAAUCAGAAGAAGAAGAAAUCAGAUCAAAUUUGUAAAGGGAAGAAUAGUACAGAGCAGAUGGAUGUUGAUAAGCGAACUCACUUCCAAGAGGAAAUUCUUACGGACAUCCUCAACAGGUUACCUGUGCAGUCUCUUCUCCGAUUCAAAUGUGUUUCAAAAUUCUGGGAAACAUUGAUCUCCGAGCCAUACUUUAAGAUGACGCAUCUCAAUCAUGCCAAGAAUGACCAGAAUUCCCAAAAACUUCUUAUACGUUGCCUUGAAAAUGAUUUAUAUUCCAUGUAUUGUGUUCCUUUAUCAUCGUCGGUUCAACCAGUUGAGAAUGUACGAAAACUUGAUUUCUCUGUAAUCUCUAGACCAUAUAAUUGUGCAAUCCGUGGUUGUUGUGAUGGCUUGGUUGUUAUCCAAGUUAAUGAUAAUAUUGAUGGUCGACGCACUAUAUAUUUGCUAUGGAACCCCUCCACAGGAGAAUCAAUAGUACUUCCCGAUCCAGAGCUUCCACAGCAGGAAGAAUCUCGUUUGGGAUUGGGUUAUGACUCAACUUCUGGUGGCUAUAAGAUCCUUAAAAUUCACACUAACAUAGAUCGUCCUGGUGAAAUUCUUGUGUUGAAAAGUUGUUCCUGGAGAAAUAUUGAUAAACAUCCUCGUGGCAUUUGCAAUGAGAUCGAAGGUAUGCAGUCUUUGCCAAUUGUAAACGAGGCAUUUCAUUGGAUCGGUAUUUUUGGAAGUCAUUCUGUGGUUUCAAGAAAUUAUUUGGUGGUUUCAUUUAGUAUUUCAAGUGGAGUGUACGGAGAGAUACCUUUGCCAGAGCAAAUUUUAUGCUUGAAGGCCAAAAUCAUUAUUGGCGUUUCAGUAUUGGAAGGUAUGCUUUGUAUUUAUUCUAAUUCUUAUCUUCAGAUUCAGAGGAAGGGAGCUUUAAAGUUAUGGGUAUUGAAAGACUAUGAUGUCAAGGAAUCUUGGACUGCAUUGUUAACUAUCGAAGAUCCUUGGAUUGAUAUAAAGGCCAUGCCGAAAUAUAGGUUUGCGGAUGGUGAACUACUAUUUUGGUGCCUAAGUCGUAAAUGUACAGGGCAUGCUUUUAGGACAUCUAGAGGACCAUUUAGAUUAUGGCCUCGAUGUGAUAUCCUUCAGACUGGAAUCGCUUUUACAGAAAGCUUGAUCUCUCCAAAAUCACUUAUUUAGUGUUGGCUUAUGUAUGAUCGGUCUGCUUUACUUGAGCCGAGGGUCUAUCGGAAACAGCCUCUCUACCUAUAAAGAUAGGGUAAAGUCUGCGUACACACUACCCUCCUCAGACCCUACUUGUGGGAUUACAUUGGGUAUGUCGUUGCUUAUGUAUGAUCCAGGCACUUUUAAUCUUUUUUCGGUUACCAUGUUACAACCUCUAAUUAAUUUUUCUAUUGCUCGCUAGUUUUUAAGUCUCAAAAUGUAUUUACCAAAGAUGUCAGCUUGCUUAUUUCUCGUUCUCAGAGAAACAACAGGAGUGAUUUCUUUGCUAAGAAAGACAUGGUUAACCCCUCGUCUCUUGUACCUAUUAUUGUUUGUCUAGUCUUAUAUAAUAGUGUAAUUGUUUUGAAUAAA